AUGGCGAUACGAAACUGGGGAGAAUUUCCCUUAGAUGUAGCCAUUGAAAUCGCCGACAAAAUAGAAUUCUUUGAAGAUGUUGAGGCCUUUGCUGGGGUUUGUACUUGUUGGAGACGUGCAGCAAAGCUUGCUGAACGAUCAUCAUCAUCUCGUCAAAAGCCAUGGUUGAUGCUGGCGGAACCGCCUCGCACUUCAUACCGUCGGUUUUAUAGCCUCUAUAAUUCCAAGGUUCGGCAAGUGGACUUGGCCGCACCAUCAACUACACGACAUCGUACCGCCUUGGGCUCUUCAAGCCUACUAUUUCCACCAAAGGAGUACAAGAAGGAGAGCGUCUGGAGGUACUUCUCUUCUUGUGGAUGGCUUAUUUGCGUAACCCAAAUUGGUCUGGACAUAAUUCUCAUGCACCCGCUUUCAGGCCAAAAAAUUCAAACUCCUGCAUUACCUGUAACCAUAUUGCAGACUAAGGUAAACCUUAAAUGGCAUGAUCGACUAUACUUGCACAUAUUCCACAAAUUCGCGCUAUCAGAAAGUCCAUCAACUACACGAGACUACACUAUGGCAAUGAUUAUAUCUAGCACUCUAGCUUUCUGGGGGAGCGGUAAUGACAAUUGGUGGACGACUCCAAAUGAGAGUUAUCAGACUGAAUUCAAGGAUGUCAUUUUUUAUAAGGGAGAAUUCUAUGCCAUCCGCUUUGCUGGGGAUAUUAGGCAUGUACAGGUUGUUGCUUGCGGGAAUACAAGCCCUUGCACUCCUAGGUUAGUUGUUGAGUUGGGUUGUUACGAAGACAGUUAUUCUGACAAAUUCUACUUGGUAGAAUCUGUUGGUAUGUUGCUGCUCGUCUCUCGUAAGGUGGCCAAGUCCUUUAAUAAGCACGAACAGGAAUAUGCCUACAAGACUGCGUCCUUCAAGGUAUGGGAGGUGAAUGUCAUCGACGGGAUACUAACACAGGUGAACAGCUUGGGUAAUAGAGCCCUUUUUGUUGGGUUUACCUCUUCUUUCUCCGUGGAAUCAUCUUUUGGUAAAUUUUGGAACAAAUACUAUGAUAUGGCUGAUUGUAUUUACUACACAGAUGAUUUGUUGGAAUUGUAUUAUCUAUCUGAAGGUGGGCAUGAUAUUGGUGUUUAUAAUUUGAUAUCUGGCAAAAAUACUACGGACCACUACCAAGGUUUUUCGCGUUUCAGCGUUGUUACACCACCCUUGUGGGUCGAGACACCAAGGUUGUUUACUGCUAGUACGGUGUAA
Messenger RNA from Chenopodium quinoa (quinoa), 1242 nucleotides. RefSeq lists its product as uncharacterized. Bases 1 to 1242 code for a protein of 413 amino acids. The transcript has a single exon. Lineage: Eukaryota; Viridiplantae; Streptophyta; Magnoliopsida; Caryophyllales; Amaranthaceae. The record is from RefSeq and is a predicted model, not a curated record.